Molecule: messenger RNA, 705 nt
Organism: Penicillium angulare
Lineage: Eukaryota; Fungi; Ascomycota; Eurotiomycetes; Eurotiales; Aspergillaceae
Product: putative DNA repair protein Dds20/Mei5
Exons: 1
Coding region: 1-705 (234 amino acids)
Biological process (GO): DNA recombination
Source: RefSeq, a predicted model, not a curated record
AUGGCAGAUGAAAGGAGCUCAUUUAAACGUCGCCGCCUCCUUGCCAAUGCAACAUUAUCGAAGCCAUUUAAGUCGCCAUUACGCAAGCCCGAUUUGACAGAACCCACAUCUGAGUCCACAUCAUUAAAGCCAGCGUUGUCAACGCCGCCCAAAAACAUUUCACAUUUUAAUUCGCCUGAAACCCCGAUCGAUGAAAAUCAAAAGCAACUAACACCUCCAGCGGGCCCACCGGCUAUCGUCUUGGAUCGACCCCCUAGAAUACACCCAAUGAGGACGCCAACACGCUCUUCCCCAGCCAACCCUGAGAUUCUGUCUUUGACCAAACAACACCGCUCUUGUCAAUCGAGAUUAAACACUUUGCAUUCUGAGCUUGAUAAUGCGCGACAAGCUUUGCGAAUUGAGUCGUCCGGCAAAGAGGCAGAGCUGGAAGCAUUGAUUGUCAAAUGGCGCCUUGUAGCCCAAACAGCAGCCGACGAGGUUUUUGCUACUUCCCAAGAACGCGUGGCUCGAAUGGGAGGAAUGGCCGGUUGGAGGGAACGCAGCAAACGAGAUACUAUGCAAUGGGAGUAUGAGGAGCCGCAAAGGCAACAUGACGCGGCUGAUAUGGAAGGGACCGACGCAGCAGGCUAUAAUUCGUCGAAUCCCAAGAACUGCGCAGGAUUCCACGAGGAAGAGGAUCAGAGCGAGGCGAGUUUGACUUCUUGA